Messenger RNA from Myzus persicae (green peach aphid), 3475 nucleotides. It is a transcript of the gene ClC-c, whose product is annotated as H(+)/Cl(-) exchange transporter 4. The record is from RefSeq and is a predicted model, not a curated record. The transcript has 17 exons. Gene Ontology annotation, biological process: transmembrane transport; chloride transport. NCBI's taxonomy places the organism in Eukaryota, Metazoa, Arthropoda, Insecta, Hemiptera, Aphididae. Gene Ontology annotation, cellular component: synaptic vesicle; Golgi apparatus; membrane. Gene Ontology annotation, molecular function: voltage-gated chloride channel activity. The coding region runs from base 469 to 2919 and encodes 816 amino acids.
AUCUUAAAUUGUGUGCAGUCGGCUAAUAAAGGCUUUUUGUGUGUAUCUGUGGACUGUGAUUACACCAAAACAAAAUCCAUCCAUAUUCUGUUAUCAUAGUUCUUUUGAUUAAACGAAAUUGCAAAAUAUCAUCCACAUAGGUAUAUUUCACUAUUUCGCAUUCCAUAACAUUCGCCCAUAGGUACAACGCCGACGGACAACUAAUCACUCGCCUUUGAAUCUUCGGACACGAAUUCAUUUUCUUAUCAUCUUAUCAAUGAAUAUUAAAUAAAAAUUAAAAUAUGUUGUACUUUUUAAAUAUGUUUUAAAUGUUUUAAUAAUAUAACAUUCCGUCAUCAAAAAUAGUAUAACUAGUUUGUUAUUAUAAUACCUAUCUUUAUCCACCUACUAUUCAUUUGAUCAUCACGUCACGAGUCAGAAAUGUCUUGCUGGUCCUCAAAAAUAAAAUAAAUAUGUUUCUCUUCAAGUAUGGAAAAUUUACCAUUAACAAGCAAUGUUCGAAAAAAUGAUCUCCCCAAUAAGCCUUCUACAUCCUAUCAGGCUGUUAAACAGGUGAAAAAAUUAACUGAAAGAAAUGUGGGAAUUAGUUCGGACGAUGAUAUGAUAGACAUUACAACUUCAGGAACAAUGACUGAACGUACUUUAAAUCAGAGAUCACCAAUUAAUUUACCAGGUAUUGAUGUCAUUUUUGCGGGAACAAUAAAUUUUGGAUCUGGUGAAACUGAGGAUAUUCCUGGAAUUGGGCAGUAUGAAGAUUUUCAUACAAUUGAUUGGCAGCGAGAUAUUGCAAGAGAUCGGAUGCGACAUAGAUAUAUUCUAAAACGCAAACAAAAUUCAUUUAUUGAUCUAAUAAAAUCAGCUCAAGAUGCAUGGUCUGGUUGGCUUUGCGUAUUAUUGGUGGGACUUGUGACUGGAACUGUUGCAGCAAUAAUCGACAUUGGAACAUCAUGGAUGUCAGAUCUAAAAUUUGGCAUUUGUCCUCAAGCAUUUUGGUUAAACAUGGAACAAUGUUGUUGGUCAUCAAAUGAAACUUCAUUCGAGCUAGAUAAAGGAAACUGUUCACAAUGGUUUUAUUGGUCCGAAAUAAUGACUUCUUCAAACUAUGGACCUUUUGCCUACAUUGUAUCAUAUUUAUUUUACAUUGCUUGGGCAUUACUAUUUGCUGCCCUUGCUGCUGGUUUAGUCAGAAUGUUUGCCCCCUAUGCAUGUGGAUCUGGUGUCCCAGAGAUAAAAACAAUUUUAAGUGGUUUUAUAAUUAGAGGGUACUUAGGAAAGUGGACUCUACUGAUAAAAUCUGUUGGAAUAAUGAUGUGUGUUUCGGCUGGUCUCAGCUUGGGUAAAGAAGGACCUAUGGUACAUAUAGCUUCAUGUAUUGGUAAUAUUUUAUCAUAUUUGUUCCCUAAGUAUGGUCGAAAUGAAGCUAAAAAGAGAGAAAUAUUGUCAGCAGCAGCAGCUGCCGGGGUUUCUGUUGCUUUUGGGGCUCCAAUUGGUGGAGUCCUUUUUAGUUUAGAAGAGGUUAGCUAUUAUUUUCCAUUGAAAACUUUAUGGCGUUCAUUCUUUUGUGCUCUCGUUGCUGCAUUUGUGCUUAGUUCAAUCAAUCCAUUUGGCAACGAACAUUCUGUUAUGUUCUACGUCGAAUAUCACAGACCAUGGAUGUUUUUUGAACUUAUACCAUUUAUUGGAUUGGGAAUUAUUGGAGGUGUGAUAGCAACAGUUUUUAUCAAAUGCAAUAUUAAAUGGUGUCGGUUUCGUAAAACCUCUAUCCUCGGACAAUAUCCAGUCAUGGAAGUACUAUUACUUACAGCUGUAACAGCAAUACUUUCAUAUCCCAAUCCAUAUACGCGCAUGGGAACUAGUCAAUUAAUUUAUCUUCUUUUCAGUCAAUGUGAUGUAUCUAGUAAUGAUGGUUUGUGCGAUUAUACAAACGAUAAAGCAAAUGUAGCUGGACCUGGUGUAUACACAGCUAUGUUACUUCUAUCAAUGGCAUUUGUCUUGAAAUUAGUCACUACAAUUUUUACAUUUGGAAUAAAGGUACCUUGUGGUCUGUUUAUUCCGAGUUUGGCUAUGGGCGGUAUUACUGGUCGUAUUGUUGGUAUUCUGAUGCAACAAUUAGCUGCCAAACACCCCCAUUUAUGGUUUUUUGACAAUAGUUGUGGAUUACCUGGCCAAGAAGGCUGCAUUACUCCUGGCUUAUAUGCCAUGGUAGGUGCUGCUGCUGUUCUAGGAGGAGUAACCCGAAUGACUGUUUCAUUGGUAGUCAUUAUGUUUGAAUUGACUGGUGGUGUGAGAUACAUAGUUCCAUUGAUGGCAGCUGUCAUGGCUAGCAAAUGGGUUGGUGAUGCACUGGGCAAAGAAGGAAUGUAUGAUGCUCAUAUUCAAUUAAAUGGUUAUCCGUUUUUGGAUAGUAAAGAAGAUAUUGUUCACACAGCCUUGGCAGCUGAUGUUAUGCAGCCUCGUCGGGCUGAAAAUUUGAAUGUUCUCACUCAGUCUUCAAUGUCACUAGAAGAUACCGAAAUAUUACUAAAAGAAACUGAACAUAAUGGAUUUCCAGUAGUGGUGUCUCGUGAAUCUCAAUAUCUUGUUGGAUAUGUGUUGCGUAGAGAUUUGCAAUUGGCAUUAGAAAAUUCAAAACGAACCAUUGAUGGACUUUUACCUGAAUCUUUAGUUCUGUUUACUGACAUAACUCAACAAGUAAUGCCACCACCUUUAAAAUUAAAAAAAAUUCUGGAUAUGGCCCCAAUUACAAUAACCGAUCAAACGCCUAUGGAAACUGUGGUCGAUAUGUUCAGAAAAUUAGGACUUCGCCAAACAUUGGUUACACACAAUGGGAGACUUUUGGGAGUAAUAACUAAGAAAGAUAUUUUACGUUACAUUAAACAGGUUGAUAAUGAAGAUCCCAGUUCUGUACUCUUCCAUUGACGUUCAUUAAUUAACCAUAUGGAUUUUGUAUCCAUUAUUUAGCUCAAUUUUCAUAUUUCUGUUUAUAUAUUUUAAUAAUUUUUUUUUCAAAGUUUUGUUUUAGAAACUUAAUUUAAAAAACAUUAUAAUAGUAGUUUCCUUGAUAUUUAAAUUAAGUAAAUAUUUGGGAAAGGUUAAUUGUGAAUAAUAGUUUACUCAAAAAUUAAAUAUUAUAUAAAAAUUAUAACUAUGUUUAUCGACUAUGAACAUUGUAAGAUGCAUUUUGAAUGUAUGGGUUUGCUCGUAGAUGGUAAUAAAUAACAACCUAAAGUAUAUUAUUAAAAAUAAAUAAUAUUAUAUUUUUUGUUGUAAAUACUAUAAUUAUUGACUUAAAUUCAUUGAGAAAAAUCUCUUUACUUCAUUUAGUCUGUUAGUAUGUAUGUAUACUAUUAUAUGUGUUUGUAACGAUUAUUGUAAUUUCGUAUUUUCCUUAAACAUUAAAUUUAAUAUUUUGAUUUUGUAUCUCUUCACAAAAUAAAUGGCUUAACUAAAGUCUUAAAUUAUUACACUAAUGCAG